Nasonia vitripennis (jewel wasp) is the source of this 6206-nucleotide messenger RNA. RefSeq names its product ribosomal protein S6 kinase alpha-5. Bases 635 to 3394 code for a protein of 919 amino acids. Gene Ontology annotation, molecular function: magnesium ion binding; protein serine/threonine kinase activity; ATP binding. The transcript has 8 exons. Gene Ontology annotation, biological process: regulation of DNA-templated transcription; protein phosphorylation; intracellular signal transduction. The record is from RefSeq and is a predicted model, not a curated record. NCBI's taxonomy places the organism in Eukaryota, Metazoa, Arthropoda, Insecta, Hymenoptera, Pteromalidae.
UUUUCCGCCGCGCACACACACACGCCAGGCAUACACAUUACACAGCUCCUCUAAUCCAAGAGCGAACAUUAUUCGGAUAUCUCUGUCCCGUGUCCAUAGACUGUAUCGCAUAGCGACAACUCUCGUCUUCCCGGUCAGAGAGGCUCCACUUUAUCGCUCAGUGUCCGGCGAAAUGCGCGACGACGACGACGACAAAGCCAAGUACAUAUCUGCACCAGGACAAUUCACUACGACUUCUCACACCUCAUGCGCAGCAGCAGCCUGUCAAGACACUAUUCUCGUUUGUAAACAGUGAGUGCAAAAGUGAGGUUAUAAACGAGCUGAAAAAAGAAAGCCGAGGAAAAAAAUCAAGACACUCACGGCUCUCCGUACUAGGAAACACCCACGAGUCUAGAGUAGCCUUCGGCUAUAGCAUAUAAUACCCACACACACACACACACGCGCGUGCGCGCGCGCGAGUUUCUAACUGUCUCGGCGAGAAAUGCAGGCGCGAGAUACGACGGAAAAGAGAAGUAGCAGUCGUGCAGCAGCAGCAGCAGCAGCUUCGACAUAACCUUGAAAGCCGUGUGUGUGUGUGUGUGUGUGUGCGUGCGUGCGCGCGCCAAAUCAAAAAAGAGAGGUGGAAGCUCUCAGCAUGUCGUCGUCGUCGUCGUCGUCGUCGAGCAACAUCAGUAGAAACCGAGGACAUCAGGCCGAAACAGCCAUGCAGCCUCCGCCUCCACGAGCUGCACAGACGUCUUCCUCGAACGGUGGGGACGGCACCAGUGUUACUCACGUACUGACUUACGUUAAUCUAGCCGAUAGCGGAGGCCAAAGAGUUGACAUGACGCAUUUCGACCUACUUAAAGUCCUUGGAACCGGAGCUUACGGCAAAGUGUUCCUGGUGCGCAAGCGAAUAGGCGUGGACGUUGGUCAACUCUACGCCAUGAAGGUCCUGAAGAAGGCGACCAUCGUCCAGAAGAAAAAGAUGACCGAGCACACGAAGACCGAGAGGCAAGUCCUCGAGGCGGUUCGCGACAGUCCUUUCCUGGUCACGCUGCACUACGCCUUCCAAACGGACGCCAAGCUGCACUUGAUUUUAGAUUACGUCAGCGGCGGCGAGCUGUUCACACACCUGUACCAGCGGGACAAGUUCACGGAGGACGAGGUGCGCAUCUACGUCGGCGAGAUAAUCCUCGCCCUCGAGCAGCUGCACAAGCUGGGUAUAAUCUACCGAGAUAUAAAGCUGGAGAACAUCCUGCUGGACCGAGAGGGUCACAUCAUCCUGACGGACUUUGGCCUGAGCAAGGAGUUCCUGCCACACGAGAGAGACAGCAACCCCAGGACCUACUCGUUCUGCGGCACCAUCGAGUACAUGGCCCCCGAGGUCGUUCGCGGUGGAUCUGCCGGACACAAUGUCGCUGUUGAUUGGUGGAGCGUUGGCGUCCUGACCUAUGAGCUCCUCACCGGCUCCUCUCCCUUCACCGUUGAGGGCGAGAAGAACACGCAAUCGGAGAUCUCCAGACGCAUCCUCAAAAUGGACCCACCUAUGCCAACGUUUCUCAGCCCGACCGUGCGUGACUUCAUCGCUCGCCUGCUGACAAAGGAUCCACGCGUGCGACUAGGCGGUGGACCCCGUGACGCCAAAGAACUCAAGGAGCACGACUUCUUCCGCAUAGCCCCACCGCCGUUCAACUGGUCCGCGCUCGAACGCCGCGAGGUGCCGCCUCCCUUCGUGCCGCGCAUCACCCACGAGCUCGACACCAGCAACUUCUCCGAGGAGUUCACCAAGAUGGUCGCUGAAGACAGCCCAGCCGUCGUCCCACCAAACUACGACAAGGUCUUCCGCGGCUACUCCUACGUCGCGCCAUCCGUCAUCUUCAGCGACAACGUCGUCUCCAACGGGCUUCUCGCCUCGCGUCCGGCUUCCCCCGAGCAGCCGCGUACCGACGCUUUCGCCACUCGCUUCGAGGAUUCCACCUUCUUCCAACAAUAUGAGCUCGACAUUCACGAGGAACCCCUCGGCGACGGUAGCUUCUCCGUCUGCCGUCGCUGCCGGCAUCGCCAGACCGGCCAAGAGUUCGCUGUCAAGAUCCUAUCGCGGCGCGUCGACUGUGGCCACGAGGCCAGCCUCCUCCGCUCCUGCCAGGGCCACCCGAACAUCGUCAAGCUCAUCGAGGUGCACCAGGACCGAGCACACAACUACAUCGUCAUGGAGCUGCUCUCGGGCGGCGAACUCCUGACCCGCUCGCGCACCGCGCCAUUCAGCGAGCAGCAAGCCAGUGCGAUCAUGCGCCAACUCGGCUCGGCCUUGCGAUUCAUGCACUCGCGCGGCGUUCUGCACCGCGAUAUCAAACCCGAGAACCUGGUCUUUGCACACUCGGGUCCGGACGCGCCCAUCAAGCUCGUCGACUUCGGCUUCGCUUGCAUGAAGCGCUCCUGCGAGCCGCUGCACACUCCUUGCUUCACCCUGCCCUACGCAGCGCCCGAAGUCCUCGCUAACCUGGACUACGACGAGAGCUGCGACAUCUGGAGCCUCGGCGCCGUCCUUUACUCAAUGCUUUCGGACAGGCCGCCCUUCCGCACCGGCAGUCCCGAUCUCGCUUCGCGCAUCUCUUCCGGCGAGGUUGAUUUCGACAGUGAAGACAUGCGGACCAAGAUCUCCAGCCUCGGCAGACAACUUCUCAAAGGACUGCUCGCUCCAGAGCCCAGCCAGAGACUCACCGCCUCGGCUUUCGUCAACCACCCGUGGGUUCAACAAGACAGCACUGCCGGGCCCGACAUCACUAUCAUCGAGACCGUCUACAACUACGCUCCAAGCAGCCAACAAGAGCGAGUCGAGGGAUUCCGAUUGAAGGAGGUGGACGGCGCCAAGCUCGCGCAGCGUCGCAAGAUGCACAAGCGCUCCAGCUCCGUCUCGUCCUCGGCGUCCACGACCUCGUCCAGUAUGUCAGUGCAGGUACUGCGCCCGCCCAGCAGUACUGCAACAACCAACACCAAUACAUCGCGCAACUCCAGUUCACCGACUCAGCGGUCGGCCUUCGACUUUGGCGAGGACAAGGUCAACGAGUACCUGUCCGGCCUAUCCUCUUCCUCGGACUCCAACUCUUCACCAAGAAUGGCGACUGUCCGACCCGCGAGGAGUGACCAAAUGGAUGACGACAAUAGGAGAACCAAAAAGCGGAAAAAGGAGGAACCGCAGGUCACUUGCAAGUCUGGCAUGAACAGUGGCAAUAGUGCAGAUGGUCCAGUCACCAGAUCGAAAAAGAGGAAGCUGGAACAAACGACGAGCAGUUCCGAUAGUUCCUUCGACAAUACGGAAGCGGUGCGAUAUUCCAGACGCGAGGGGAACGUACAUAGGAAACAGAAAGCCGGAAAGCGGCCCAAACGCCUUGACACCAUUAUCGUUGAAUAAUCAUUGAUUUCCAAGCGCGUUUUUUAUUCUUUAAAUCGUAUCGUUUGUUUCCUAUGCAUUUGUCGCGUGAGAAUCUGUUGUACAAGGAAGUGCGGCAUCGAUGCUUGGUUUUCAACGAGUAGAUUUCUUUUUAAUCUGUGGUUACCCUUGUAGGAGAGAAACAUGCUUAGAUCAAGACUGCUCUACGUUUUACAGAUUUUUUUGAAAGUACAGUUAAAUAUUUUAUUAGUUGUUGAAUAAGAUUGCUGAUUAGUGUAUAUUGUACUCAGCUUUUUAAAGUAGCCAAUUACUUUACUGAAAACGGCUGAGACUUUGACGCAACUCUUGAUUACACUCGUUACUAGUUUGUAUACGAAUAUUUUAGCGCACGCAUGCUAUACUCUGUACCUAUUAUUGCCUUAAGAUUUUCUAGUUGAAUAAAAAUUAUGCGUGCAACAGAGUUAUUCAAGUAUCAUACUUGGUAUUAAUACAUUUUAUACGAUUUAUUCGAAUUUAGGAGAAUUUUUAUUUAAGUCUGUAUUAGCACAUUUUAUCUUUGAUACACGAAUGGCGUACUUUCAACAAUUUCUCAAAUACCGAACAUUACCCAGAAAAACAUAAGUUUUCAGUUAGCUAAAAGAGAGAGAGAGAGAGAGAGAGAGAGAGAGAGAGAGAGAGAGAGAGAGAGAGAAAGAGAGAGAGAGAGAGACAGAAAGACUAAGUUUUGAUGCUGUACCUCCUUAAGAUAAAUAUAUAUAUCUAUAUAUGAAUACCGCUGCCUUCUCGAGAUUCGCAUUGAAGAUGCGAAUCAUUGCAUCAUUCCUAUCUCAGUACUUUUAGUGUGUACAUAAAUAUAAUUACAUGCGUGUAUGGAUCUUUAUACGGACUCCUUGACGGGUGUACCGUUGUACGACAAUUAUUGUAUUUUGAUAAACGCCAAACCUUUCGUCAGUUGGGUUCGACGUGGUUUUGUACAAGCGAGAACAUUAAAUUUUAGUUUAGAUUGAAAAAAAAAAUGAUAAUUUUUAGUUAAAAUUUUCUUUUGCUUUAUUUUAAUUGGUGCAUUGCUCUCGGUUCUCGCCGCAAAUAAUCAGUUUUCAAAUUAAACUAUAUCUAAGUGUUUGAUAUUAUUACGAGAGAUUGUUUGAAAAAAUUAGGUGUAUGUCAAUUUUUUCAUUUUAUCGUAUAGGUGAGAAAGUUCUUCUUGCAUCAAAAGAGGACAAUGUUUAGGCCAAAAAACGAAUGGUAUUGUACUUCGUUUUUUCGGACGUGAUCAGUAAAGUGCUUCUAUAUAUCUUUUGUAAAUCUGAAGUGCAAUUUCGUCUUCGUUAUUAUAUGAUAUAUUUUAUAAGAUGAUAAGAUUUAAAAAUCCGUAUCUUGACUUACGGAAGGAUGUUCCGAAAAAUAAUGUAUAGUAAAUAUAUAUUUGACGUUUGCCUUUUCAAGAACUGAGAUUCCGACUGUUUUGCCUGAAGUGUGGUAAUCACUGUGAAGAAAAUGAUAACGGAUGACGUGUAUAAAGAAAAAAAAAAAUUAUGUGGGUAAAGACUGACAAGGUUGUAUUGCCGACUCAGGGAGCAGAUAUGUUACAAAUGAAAUAUAGAAAGACACGCGAUGUUCUUGUACUCGAUGUGAAAUUCUGAAAAAAAGAAACAAACGCAUUGUAACGCCUCUACCAAAGACGACUGAAGCGUCAUUGCGCCAAGACCAAAAACAAAAAAAAUAUUACAAGAGAGUUGUACGUAGCAUUUCCUGACGAGAAAAACUAAGAAACAAACGCGAAAUCAUACUUACUACUAGGAUUGAAUUGUAAAUAAGUUUGGUUAGAAAAUUCUAUUAACUUGCGCACGCAAAAUCUGUGGCUAAUAGUUUUAUUGUAUAAUGAACAAAUUUUGUAACUAGUAUUAUAUAUCGUUUUGCAUAAUUCCACUGAGUAAUUGUCGAUAAAUUACUUUUAUGCACAAGAUGUAAACUCCGUUUCUCGCACGGCUGAGAAAAAGCAAAAGUUUCGCGCGACUUUCUUAGGUUUUUCAUCGAGGUCGAUCUAAAGCUGUGUACGUUAAUUAAAAAAAUACUGUCAAACAAUUGUGUAGCGAUUAAUUAAUCUGCAGGAUAUGAUUGCAUCAAACGACGUUGCAAAGACUUGAGACUCGCGCAAACCUUUUAUCUUUAUACUUAUUUUGUAUUAUAUAAACCGCGAAUUAGUGCUUGAGAGAGGUAUUUUCCUAUUUUGUAAAGACUCGAGUCUUAGACAGCAUAUAAUUUAUACAAUAUAUAAAUAAAUGGAGCAAAGGCAAUGAUCAAAGGUUAAAAUGAUGUGUAAAUAGUCGUUGGCGCGCGCGCUGAAAUGGUUCGCCCGAGUCUCGACUCGACGUGUACAUACCUCAAGUUUUAUCCUGCAAAAGUAUAUAUUUAAAAAGAAAUGAACUCUAAUUGAUUACUAAGAGAAAAGAAGGCGGGAAAUCAAGUAUAGGGAGAAAAAUGAAAGAACAGAUUAUACGAGUAUAUUAUAUAUAUUUAAUAUAAAUUACAAAUAGUAAGAAGAAAAAAUUAUUCUCUAACAAGAUGAUAAUACAAAGAAUAUAUUAUUAUAUAUUUUUAUUUAGAAAGUAAACAAAGUCACUAAAACUCUUAAAUUAUACAAUGCAUAUAAUAUAUUGGUUGUCCCUCUUUGAUAGCGUGCGGAGAACCAGUUUUUUCUAGUGAUAUACCAUUGUUACUCUAUGAAUAAUUCUUUCAGAAUAUAUAUGUACGAAAUAUAUAUAUAUAGGAGUUAUUCUGGAAAAAUCCAUGGUUGUUAAAUAUAUUAUUAUCAUGUUUACUUAAAAAAAAA